GGCCACAAACGGAUUUCUUGUUUGUUCACCCGCGAAAUAAAUUUAACCCUCACAUCGCAAAACUUGUGUUUUUCUUUAUUUGUUUUGUCGUGUGAAACCUCUACCUCAACAUCACCGCACCCACGCGGCCUUCACUAGGCCCGCAUCAACUGGCUCCCCGUACAGGAAUCACCGUCGGAAUAGCACCAAUGGAGCGCCAACCACCAGCCACAUCCAGCACCCUCCAACAAGCGGCGGAACUGCUGGAACGCAGCCAGCAGCUGCUGAGGUCAGUCAGCAUGGAGGAGGGCACCAACACCACCACGGCGGCACGGGUCCGCCAGAUGACCACGGCGCAGUUGCAGCGGGACCCGGUACUGUGGGCCGCCUACACGCGUGGGUGGGAGGACCGGACCGUCGUCUUCCAAAGGGCGACGAGCGGCGAACCCGCAACCGCUAUGCGGCUCAAUAGGUCGCGCAGCCCCAGGCGGGUGACUCGACCGACGGCCACGGCACGACCGGUAGCCGCAGCACGACCGGCGACCCGAACUCGACCGGCGCCACCAACAACAACAAAUCGGGCACCGGCGAGACGGCCUCCCCACCCACUGAUGGAGAGACCAGUACCGGCACCGAGGACAUCAACCAUCCCGCCUCCAGGACCGCCCGUCAACCCGCUGCCAAUAAGGGACAACACCACCGACGCAACACCACCGGUUUCACUCAACGCCCGCCAGCGCCGGAACAAACAGCGGAUGCGGGACUACAAGUCAAAGCAGACGUCCCAGCAGCACCGCCUGGAAAAACCGGCGCCAACACCAGCCCCCGUCCCGCCACAGCCAGAACCUGCGACACCGGACCUCACCGUGGUCACGGUACCGGAAGUGACAAACACUUCCGGAACAACCGGAACCGCGGAAGAACCAACAGCCGCGACCCCUCAAACCGCGGAUAUGGAAAUAUCCCCGGAAGAGGAGGCGGACCUGUUAGGUGAGACCGACGCAGGCAUGGCUGGCACUGAAGACAUGGAGGUCAGCCUCAUGUACUUCAGUCCCCCCACGUCCCCCCAACAUGACUAGACACCACCAGGGCCACGUCCGCUGAACACAGCUGGAAAAACGUGCCCACGGACAGGUGUCUACCACACCCACCCUCCACACACACCCUUUGACAACACCGGCAACGGCCGGAACACCACCGCCGUUGGCAGUUUGGGGGGGGAGUAUGACGCGGUCCCGCGUAAUAGCUGUUUGAAUUCAAAUAGCCUUUUACGCGGAAAGCCGCGCAACGCUUCUCAAACAAACCGCCAAUCGACGAUGGUCGACGCCGGCGCGCGACACCCGCGCUGUGAACCGUCGGCCGGCCGUUGAGGGAACCGGAUUGUAAUGUCACUAGUUUUUUACCGACGACCCGCACGAGACUGACACACACGUCCCCGGCCGAUCGUCUCUGUUUCUUUUUUUUUUCCGUUUGAUUUGUUUUUUUUGUUCAGUGCCCGACAGGGCCACAAACGGAUUUCUUGUUUGUUCACCCGCGAAA
This is a messenger RNA of Metopolophium dirhodum (rose-grain aphid), 1518 nucleotides long. RefSeq names its product probable serine/threonine-protein kinase DDB_G0281745. Bases 189 to 1058 code for a protein of 289 amino acids. NCBI's taxonomy places the organism in Eukaryota, Metazoa, Arthropoda, Insecta, Hemiptera, Aphididae. The transcript is spliced from 2 exons. The record is from RefSeq and is a predicted model, not a curated record.